AUGCCAAUAUUUGGCGAGACAAUGAAGAGAAUCUUCGGCGCCACUCCGUCGCCCGUUCCAGAAGCCCGGGAAAUGGUGUUGAUUAAGUUGAUGUCGGAAGAUUACGCAAACGAGUGUAAAUUGCGUUCCGAAUACGACACCUGUCCCACCUGUUUACCUUUCAAACCCGCUCUACCACGUUGUUCAAGUAGAGCCGUGGGCUUUGCUUCCGUGGUGGAGCAACAAUUGGGUGGCCAAUUCCCUGGAGUGGAAAAUCGUGCCCUGCAGAGUGAAGGGCGUCCACGGCAAGAUGAGUCUAGGCCUGAAAGUCACGAUAAUACGCUGGAAAACCGUUUUAUGGGGCAAGAAGCCACGGCUCGAAGCCAGAUU
Messenger RNA from Mesorhabditis belari, 369 nucleotides. The record is from the annotation of a GenBank genome assembly. NCBI's taxonomy places the organism in Eukaryota, Metazoa, Nematoda, Chromadorea, Rhabditida, Rhabditidae.